AUGCUGCAAGCCGGUCCUGAUUUGAGUGAUUUUCUUUUACAAUGGCUUCAAAUCCAUGUUGGUUCUCAUACCUUCCAUGCACAUCGCAAUGUCCUGGCAGCAGGCAGUCCUUAUUUCAAUGCCAUGUUUGCUAGCACUUUGGUUGAGAAUGAACAAAAGGUAAUCACACUUCAUGAAAUACAUCCAGACAUUUUUCAAAGUCUUCUUAAUUUUUUUUACACUGGUCAGAUUGAAGUUAAUUCAGAAACCUGUCAAGAAUUGAUGUCUGCAGCUGACAUGUUUAAUGUGUCCGAGGUGCUUGUCUUCUGCUGUGAAUUUCUAAAGCAGCAACUCACUGUUGAAAACUGUAUCGGCAUUUAUAUCUUUGCUGAGGCUCAUGCUUGGGAAGAUGUCUUGGAGGCGGCCGAACGUUUCAUAUACAGCAACUUUGAGGAGGUUGGUCAGUCAACAGAAUUUCUUGAUCUUCCCAAAGAGACAUUGAUCCAUUUUUUGAACAGUGAGCACCUUCAUGUGAAGACUGAGUUACAAGUUCUUUAUAUCGCACUUAGAUGGCUUCUUCACGAUAUUUCAGCCAGACGCAUUCAUCUCUUUGAUGUUCUCUCACCUGUAAGAUUCACUUUAAUUCCGCAGAAUCAGCUGCGUAGCUACCUCCGCGAUUCCAUUGAUUCUAUUGAUCUGGAACUGGAAAAAGCUCUGAGAGUCUUUUAUCAUAAAGUUUAUUCAAAACGAACCAAAACUCAUCCACGGCUACAAACACAGAAAAACAUUUACAUUAUUGGUGGUUUCUCUCGCCUACAAGGCAAACGUUGGGCUGAUGGAGAAACCCUCUGUAGUGUCGAGAAAUUUGACACUUUUGAAAUUCAGUGGAAAAAGAUGCCUGAAAUUGAAGAUGCUCGAAGUGGACAUGGAACUGCUGUGUUGAACCAGAAAAUCUAUGUUGCUGGCGGUGAACGUGACUCAUUAAUCUGUGAUACUGUAGAGUGUUUUGAUCCAACAAAUUGCACGUGGAAGAAUGUGGCAUGUAUGAACUUUCCUCGUUGCAAUUUGACUCUGUGUGCUGAUAGACAACAUUUGUAUGCCAUUGGUGGCUGGAUUGGAAGUGAACUGGGAGCCACUAUAGAAAAAUAUGACCCAGCUAUUGACCAGUGGGCAGUAUGUGGCCGAGUUAACACCUUACGUUAUGCAAUGGGAGCUGUUGAACAUGAAGAAGGUUUGUUUUAUCUGAUUGGUGGUGCUGACCAUCUGGGUAUUGAACUCAAGACCACAGAGUGUUACAACCCUGUCACAAAAGAAUGGUGCAGAUUAAGUGACAUGCCUACACGUCGCAGUCAUGUUGCUCUUGCUGUUAUUGAUGAAUACAUUUAUGCAGUUGGAGGUAGCAAUGAGCAUCAGGGGGCCUUGAAUGUGGUAGAAAAAUAUUGCAUUGACACUGAUACUUGGACAAGUAUACCUCCAAUGUGUUCACCACGGGCAGGUGCCAGUGUUGUUGCUAUCGAUGGUAUUCUUUAUGUUUUUGGAGGGUGGUAUACUGAAAAUCAUUCACUUGGUCAGUAUGUCGCCCCAACCACACUCUAUUCAUGUGAAUGUUAUAAUCCUCAGACUACCAAAUGGACCUCUGGCCCUUCCAUGUGGACAAGUCGCUGUGAUGCUGGCAUUGCUACUGACAGUGUAACGGUUCUCUGCCAAUCCCUUGCUCUGACAUACAUUUGCAAAACCAUUUUAAAACAAUAUCUCCUCUUCCUUUUAAACUCACAUGCAAUUCUAUCCAAGUCUGGUGCUUUCCCAUUUUUCAUCUCCCUUAUUUUUUCUUCUUCUUUUCUUCUAGUUUUCUUCGUAAUAGUAGUAAUCUUUUUCUUCGUGUUCUUUUGUUCUUCAUUUUCUUUAAACUCUUUUAAUCUUCUAAGUAUUCUUCUUCUUCUUCUUGGAGCAUUUGUCUUCUUCUUCGCAGUCUUUUUUGUAGCAUUUCUUCUUCUUCUUUUAUUUCUUCUUCUUAGUUUUCAUAGUCAUCCUGUUCUUCUUCGCAGUCUUUUUUUCUUCGUAUUUUUCUACAUCAUAGUUUUAUUCUACUUCUUCGUGGUCUCUUCUCCUUCAACUUCGUAUACUUCUUCGUCUCAUUCUUCGUUUCUCCGUUUAUUCUUCUUUUUCGUAAUAUUCUUCUUUGUAGUUUUCUACUCUGUAGCCUUCUUCUUCUUCUUCUUCUUCUUCUUCACAGUUUUCUUCUUCGUAUUCUUCUUCUUAAUCUUAUUCUUCGCAGUCUUUGUAUUCUUCUUCGUCGUCUUCUCCUUCGUAGUCUACUUUGCAACCCUUUUCUUCAUAUUCUUUCUUCGGAGUUUUUAUAUUCUUCUUCUCUUUUAUAUUUCUCUUCUUCGUAAUAUUCUUCACAGUCUUCUUUUUCGUAUUCUAUAUCUUCGUAGUCUUUCAUUUUUUCGUAUCUUCUUCGUAGUCUUCUUCUUUGUAUUUUUUUUUCGCAUUUUUUUCGUUCAUAGUCAUCUUCUCAGUUUUCUUCCUCGUAGUUUUCUUCUUUACAGUAUUUUCUUCUUCAUCUUCUUCUUUGUAGUUUUUCUUCGUGGUCUUUAUAUUCUUCUUUCUCUUCUUCUUUUUCUUCAUAGUCUUUUUCGUAGUCUUCAUUUUCUUCUUCGUAGUCUUUUCUUUCUUCCUCUUCGUAGUCUUUUCUUUCUUCCUCUUCGUAGUCUUUUCUUUCUUCCUCUUCGUAGUCUUUUUCUUCUUCUUCGUAGUCUUUUUCUUCUUACUCUUCUUCUUCGAAUUCUGUGUAUCCUUCUUCGACUUUGUAGUCUUCUCCUUCCUAACCUUCAUCGCAGCAUUCAUGUACUCUUCGUCUUCGUAAUCUUCUUCGUAAUCACUUUCGCAGACUUCUUCUUCUUCUUCUUCUUCUUCUUCUUCUUCUUCUUCUUCUUCUUCGUCUGUCACCAUUCACCCUCACCACACCUAAGCCUAAUACUGAUAUGUCCCCUUCCCUUAUUUUUUAAAUCUAUAAUCGACACAUGUAAGACUACCAAGCUGCGUUCUUACACGACUGUCAUUCUAAGGACGAACAGGCUACCCCAGCACUGUCUAUGCCGAUCCUCUCUCUUCUUAAACGCUGACGCGCUCACCACAAAAGGGGAACAUCCGGGGAUCAACUGGACCUCGAAUACCGCUGUUCCAUCUGCCUGUCUCCGAGCUGCUGCCUUGAACUCAAAAAUUAUCUUUCGAUUGGGACUCCCUGACUUCACGAUCGAACUAUACCAAACAAUUCCUGUACGUACAUUUGUCCAGAUCGACAAAUCCGACGUUUGUUAUUCUUAA
This is a messenger RNA of Acanthosepion pharaonis, 3306 nucleotides long. NCBI's taxonomy places the organism in Eukaryota, Metazoa, Mollusca, Cephalopoda, Sepiida, Sepiidae. The record is from the annotation of a GenBank genome assembly.